Messenger RNA from Silurus meridionalis, 2427 nucleotides. RefSeq names its product aldehyde dehydrogenase 3 family, member A1 (gene aldh3a1). The record is from RefSeq and is a predicted model, not a curated record. The coding region runs from base 447 to 1952 and encodes 501 amino acids. Gene Ontology annotation, cellular component: cytoplasm. The transcript is spliced from 11 exons. Lineage: Eukaryota; Metazoa; Chordata; Actinopteri; Siluriformes; Siluridae. Gene Ontology annotation, biological process: aldehyde metabolic process. Gene Ontology annotation, molecular function: aldehyde dehydrogenase (NAD+) activity.
UGGUUUAAUAAUUUAUCCAAGUCUUCCAGUGUGUUACUUUGGACUUUUGAGGUGUGAAAGGUGAUUCACUAUGCAUCUGGUACUUGGUGCGUUGAUGGUUAUGUUAUAAACUUUUUAUUUGAAUAACAAUAUCACACAAAGUGUAAAGUUUUCUCUUUAGUAAUGGAGUUUUUGUUAGGCUUGUUGUGGGUUUGUAGCUGUGAACAGUGUGAUAGUGUUGAGUAAGGGCUUUAUAUGAGACGCACCUCCCCUCUGUUCAGCCCACAAUAAAUACUGCUAUAUAGAGCUUCCCUUUUUGUGCCAGUGUUUGUAGCUCUGUAUAUCACCCCAUUUCUUCAUUAUUAAUUUCUUUUAUUUUAAGGAAGUUUGGUUUAUUUAAGCAGAAUUGAAACAGCUGGUUGUAGAUGGCUGAAUGCAUCAGCUGACUGGAGACCAAAUAGUGACACAUGCUAGCCUGGGGAGAAGAAGAAAUGGAGAAACAGGUGGUGGAUAAAGCCAGGAGAGCAUUUAACACUGGAAGGUCCAGAGUCUUGCAGUACAGAGUUGACCAGCUCCGAGCUUUACUGCGGCUCAUCAGAGAGAGACAGGCGGACAUCAGUGCUGCUCUCACACAAGACCUGCACAGGAGUGUGUUUAACACACCACUUUUGGAGCUCAUCGGACUUGAGAAUGAAAUCAAGCUGGCUGUACGUGAACUCAGUGACUGGACAAGACCUCAGCAUGUUCAAAAAAGCCUCAUCACCCUGACUAACGAUGUUUUUAUUAAAGCUGAACCUUUGGGUGUGGUGCUGAUCAUUGGAGCCUGGAACUAUCCAUGGAGUCUUACUUUGGGGCCACUGAUUGGAGCAAUUGCAGCAGGCAAUGCUGCUGUGGUGAAGCCUUCAGAACUGAGUAAGACUUCAGCCAGCCUAAUAAAAGAACUGCUUCCUCAGUAUUUGGAUCAGGAGAUGUACCAUGUGGUGACUGGAGGAGUUCCUGAAACCCAGGAGUUGCUGAAGCAACGUUUCGAUCACGUCUUCUAUACAGGAAGCAGCACGGUGGGGAAACUGGUUAUGGAAGCAGCUGCACGGCAUCUCACACCAGUCACUCUGGAGCUGGGGGGGAAAAGUCCCUGCUACGUCGAUCAGAACUGUGACCUUGCUGUUGCUUGCCGUCGAAUCACCUGGGGGAAGUUUUCAAAUUGUGGGCAGACAUGCAUAGCACCAGACUACAUCCUCUGCAACACAAGCAUCCAAAACAGACUGAUUGAGGAGAUUCGACAGACAUUACAGGAGUUCUAUGGUGAGAACCCUGAAAGCUCUCCAGAUUACGGCCGCAUCAUCAACCAGAAUCACUUUGAGCGUGUGCUGGCCCUGAUGGAGGGAUGCAGCGUGGCUGUGGGGGGAGAGAGCGAUAAAUCACAGUGUUAUAUUGCUCCUACCGUUCUGAAGGAUGUUUUGCCUCACGCCAGGAUAAUGCAGGAAGAGAUCUUUGGUCCUGUGCUACCAAUCGUCACUGUCAAUGAUGUCAAUGAGGCGAUUCGUUUCAUUAAUGAAAGAGAAAAACCCUUGGCUCUUUACGUCUUUUCUUCCGAUAAGAAGGUGAUCAAACGAAUGCUGGGUGAGACAUCUAGUGGAGGAGUGGUGGUUAAUGAUGUAAUGAUCCACUACACAGUAAGCUCCUUACCCUUCGGGGGUGUAGGUAACAGUGGGAUGGGCAUGUACCAUGGCAAGCACACAUUUGACCAGCUUAGUCACAAACGUGCCUGCCUCAUCACGUCUCUGGGCAUGGAGAGUCUGAACAACGCACGCUACCCUCCACAAACAGAGUCCCGUCUGCAGAAGGCCCGGUUCUUCAUGCUGAAUCGCUUAUGCAGCUGUGCCCAUCUCACCGGCGCCUUGGCCAUCAUCUCCACCGUGCUGGCAUUGGGUCUGCUCAUCACCUUACUGGUCGUUCUGUUAAAGGGUUGGUGAUUUGAAGAAUCUAAUCAUCAUGCCUGAAGAUCAUCAGAGGCUCUGAAGAUCUAUACCUCAAGACAGUUGCAAUAGUAAUAAAUUGAGGCAAAGCCUGCCAAGAAGUAUUUACUGUAGUCUACAGUAAAAAAUGUAAUGUACAGUUUUGCUUUUAACUCUGGUAUUAACAGUGUGCUUUAUUGCUGCAGCCGCAUGUGGCAGUUAGAAAAACACAAACUUGUCAGCAAAACCCGGAUUUCCUGGGUUUUUUUUUUUUUGAAAAGCUGAUUUUUUAUGUUUAGUGAAGCAAGCAAAACAAAGAGCUGGUUCUUUGAUUCGGUGCUUUGAUGCUCAAGCCAGACAGUGAAAAUCUGAAGAAGGAUUUCUGCGAUAUUGAACGAUGACAGAAACAUGCCACCAGGUGGUGUGAUGUUGCUACAGUAUAAUAUGAUACAUGAUUUAUUUUCAGUAAUAAACUCAAUUCCACUCAUAAGUA